Messenger RNA from Aedes albopictus (Asian tiger mosquito), 2310 nucleotides. Its product is annotated as speckle-type POZ protein. Lineage: Eukaryota; Metazoa; Arthropoda; Insecta; Diptera; Culicidae. The transcript has 3 exons. Gene Ontology annotation, cellular component: cytoplasm. Bases 1261 to 2277 code for a protein of 338 amino acids. The record is from RefSeq and is a predicted model, not a curated record. Gene Ontology annotation, molecular function: ubiquitin protein ligase binding. Gene Ontology annotation, biological process: proteasome-mediated ubiquitin-dependent protein catabolic process; regulation of proteolysis.
UUGCAUGAUUUAGAGCCUAAAACUCUAUUAAACAGCCGCCAUAUUGAAUUUGGAGCCGCCAUCUUGAAUUUCGGGCCGACUUCGUGGAAUUUCUGGUUUCCAGUGUUGUUUUCCGCACAAAAUUUGUCAACCAUGCUAAAGGUUACAACAAUCGCCGCAGUUUGAUGUGUCGCAUGAUGGGGCUUGGUUCAGUUUUAUAUACGGCCACUUUUACCGGAGCUGGUCCCGGUCGCUGAAAUGGCCACAACUCCGGAACGCCUUGACCGAUGCGGACUAUUUUCAAUGGCAAGCAAUAUGGUAAAAACACGGUUCGAUUCGAGCUAUAAUCCGAAAAAUCGGCCAAUGGGAAUUUUCCUAAAAGUGAGUGAGCUUAUUUUGCGUACAGACAUACAUACAUACAUACAUACACUCAUACAGACAUCAUCUCAAUUCGUCGAACUGAGUUCAAUGGUAUAUAUGACUUGACUCUGGGAGCCUUCUAUCGAAAAUUCGUUUUUUGAGCCAACAUAUAGCCUUUCAGUACACUUUGGUGUACGAGAAAGGCAAAACACUCAAAUUUUGCGUCUUCUCAAUUCACUGAAUUGCCCCUAAUUUCGUUGUAAGAAAAAUGUUUGGCAAUGUUUCUUCGGAAUCCUAAUCAGACUAGUUGAGGCACUCAGGGCAGUGCAUAGAUGACAUGACUGCUGGACUAUCAUGCCGAAGGGGUUGAUGCUAAAAUUUACCACCGUUGUGCAAAUUUUAAGGAGGUUAACACGGAAAAUAUGAGAAAAUGUGUGAAAAAUAAAAUCUAAUAAUUUUAAUGACAUUUCUUCAUGGAAGUACAACAAAUAAUCUUUGUUUUGAGGGCUUCACCUUUUAUGUUUGUUAUUCCAUCCCUGAGAUAUACGUGAUUUUGUCCGUCCAGAUUCUAAAAGGACAAAGCAUUACCAUUGCGAUCGUCAACGUAAUCAAAUUCAGUCUUUACCAGGCCUUCAGCCGAGUUUGUUCUUUCUUGAAAGCCCUUAUCCGUAUUCCGGAUAUUUUUUUAUAUUACAUAUAACUGAAUGAGCUAGAUAGAACAGAUCAAAAAGAAGUGGAAGUUUGUGAAGUUGAGUGUGGGGUCGAAGUGUGGAAAUUGACAAGCAACUACCAGCAAGUUUCAUCGUAGCGUUCCCGUGAUAACCUUCGUCAAUACCUUUAAGCUUUUGCCUAGCUUUUGCUAUCUACAGGGUUGUCAUCAACAAGCAAUUAGGUUGCACUUUCGUGCCAAUCGUUGCAAAUAUGGAAAAUUCUGCUGGAUCUGUUAAAGUUGUAGCGGAUACAGCUCAUAAAGUUUCGUGGACAUUUAAGUUUGAUAGGCAACGUUAUACACGGUCGACAGAUUGGAAAGUAGAGUCCGAACGGUUCUGGAUUUACGGUAACGCGUGGAAAUUGUGCUUUCAAAACAGAACAUUUUUUGAUACUGAUUACUACGUCGACGCUUACUUGAUGUUGAUUGUUGAUGACCAGCCUAAGCAAGAUUCAAUUGAGCUCAGCUACAGAAUACAUGCCAUGGGACAUGCCAAUUGUAAAACAUUUUCCUGGGCCUGUAAGCCCCAGAAGUAUUCGCCCCUACCGAACCGCGGACAAUUUGACAUGAGUGUUAAUGCAGACACAUUUCUCGCGAACAACGAAGUAUUCCCUGAAGACAUGCUGACAUUACGUUGCGAUAUAAUUUUCGAAGAAAAUCCUCCCCCUAUACCAGAUUGUCACCUUACUAACCAAUUGAGAAUGUUGACAGACGGAAUGUUUACGGAUGUUACCGUGGUGGUUGGAGAAAGACAAAUCAGAGCCCACAAAGUCGUGUUGGCCACCCACAGCCCCGUAUUCGAAGCGAUGUUAAGAGCAAACAUGCAGGAAAGCAGUCAAAAUGUGAUCAAAAUUGAUGAUUUUGAGUACGAAGUUGUUCAGGAAAUGAUGACCUACAUAUAUUCGGAUUCUUCACCGAAAAUUGAAAACCUGGUCGGCAGCCUCCUAAGAGCAGCGGACAAGUACGACCUGGGCAGACUGAAAGCACUCUGUGAGCAGACGCUCUGUAACAAAGUGUCGGUGCAUACCGCGGUGGAAUAUCAAGCCCUUGCCACGCUUUGUAAUGCAGCUCAGUUGCAACGGAGUGUCACAGUAUUCAUUACAAACAAUAUAGCGGAGGUACUAAAAACGGACGAUUGGCAACGUAUGGUACAAAUGUUUUCCCUCAGUUACAUUUGUCAGAAGGAUAAACAAAAUGUUGAGCACGAUGACAAAGAGGACCACGAUUAAUACAAGAUUAAGUCAGUCUACACCGGAGCUACG